Molecule: messenger RNA, 267 nt
Organism: Adineta steineri
Lineage: Eukaryota; Metazoa; Rotifera; Eurotatoria; Adinetida; Adinetidae
Source: the annotation of a GenBank genome assembly
AUGCGAAAAGAACUCUAUGUUACACCAAUAGUUAUUAUUCUCAGCUCAUUGCCACAAAUCAUUCUAUCGUUUACUUAUGCUUGUACUGAAUUGAAACAAUCAUGGCAACGAUAUCUAUUACUCACAACAUAUUUUUUAUCAUAUUUGCCACAAGUUUUGGGUUUUGCUCUUCAUGUUAUCCCAUUAAAAGUAUUCAAGAAAGAAUUUCAACAAACGAUCAGUGGAAAACGAUUGAUUAAGAAAAAAACUGGUUCAAACGUAAACUAG